This is a messenger RNA of Triticum urartu, 1539 nucleotides long. Lineage: Eukaryota; Viridiplantae; Streptophyta; Magnoliopsida; Poales; Poaceae. The record is from RefSeq and is a predicted model, not a curated record.
AUGUUGGGGAGCGAAGGUGUCCUCACCAUCAAGGGGGACGCCAAGGAGGCCCUGGCGGCACUCAAGCUUGCCCUCAAGGCCGCCGCGACAGCACGACCCGCCGACGCGGAUACCUCCAAGGCCAAGGGAGCCACACCAACCAAGAGGAAGUAUUUCUUCACUCAGGACAAGGCAGAAACCAAGAAAGUGCUGGUCGAGGAGGAAAGGGAACAGGGGAAAGAGCUGAUAGCCGACAUACACGGCGGGUACUGCGAGCACCACUCGUCGUCACGAACCCUCAUCGGCAAGGCAUUCCGAACCAAAAAAAACCCAAACCCCACACAAAAAACGCUUCUCUCGAUCCCAUCUCGAUCUCAUCGAAAGAAGAGCUUCGUUGCCCCUGCCGACGUACGGGAGAGCUUCCUUGCCGCCGCCGACGUACGAUCUGCCGCGAUCUCGUUCGAUCUACCCGCUGCCGAUGUACGAGAUCGCCGACACCGAGAUACGGGAUCGCCGCCAACGUACGAUUUGCCGUCUCUCGCUGCCGCCGUUGUACGAUCUGCCGUCUCUCCCAGAGGAGGCGCCGCCGCGGACGUCCGGGAUCACCGCUGCCUACGUCCGGGAUCACCGCCGCCGACCUGCCAGAGGAGACGCCGCCUCCAAUCUCCUAGAGGAGCCGCCGCCGCCGCCACUCUCCGACGGGAGACGCCGUCGCCGGUCUCUGACGGGAGACGCCGUCGCCGCCGCCGCCGACCUUUGAGGGGAGACGCCGCCGCCACCUGCGCUGAACCCCAGGGCAGGGUGCGACGAUCGUCGCAAGGAGUACUUGCCGGCCGUACACAGAGAGGAUGGAUGAUGCAGUGGCCACAUCAAGCGCCCUGUGCUCGACCACAAUGGAAGUGCAGUUUCUCAGAGCUAGCAGGAAGGAGGCUGGUGGCUUCCCGUUGUAGUAAGAGACAACACACCAGAUCCGUUGAUGAAGAAAACAACACAUUUCACGAUAUGAUGAUUGGUACUUCCAGUUUUGUUGUACUCUCUCAUUUGCCUUUGUGGGAACGACACUGCUCUAUUGCUUGCUUAUUUAAGAUCAUGCAUAUAUGCCGCAUGUCAGCCUCAUGGGGAUCAAGCAGAUGAGGAGAAGGAAGCAGCAAGGAAGAAGGUAGAGGAGAUGGACACCUGAUCUGCAAGUUCCUGAAUUUCAACGUUUAAUUGCGUGUUGCUGUGUUAAUAUUGGGUGCAGCAAUUUCACAACUCUGGGAAGAGCAUCUGCUGGAGGGCGUCACCUGCGGCAUCACCUGCGGCAUCACCUGCAUCGACCUCUCGCUGAUUACCAUCCCAAGGAUGCGCGACCGACUGGCGAAGCAGGGCACCAGUGAUAAGUUCACCGAUUUGGUCGACUCACCGUUCCUUGACUCUGUCCACGCAAUGCCGCUCGUUGUUGUUAGGUUGUUAAUUCAUCAGGCCCCUUAUUGCGCUACAUAGUUUGUUCAUCUCGCAUGCCUUCUUAGGAGAAAUCAUGUACUGAAGAUAAGCUAUUCUUUAUUUACAUUUUAUUUAUUU